CGCCAUCAUGUCCAAGUGCCUCCUGAGUCGGAAUAAUUGUGCAAGGAUUCUCCUCUUCUCACCACCAUCUACCUCUCCGAUUCAUUCACCUUCUCCUAAAGCCUUUUCCGUUGCCAAGUCCGGAAAGAUUCAGUCAUUGACCCUGAAAAAGAAGAGGAGAUUGGAUGAGGUAUGUGUAGAAAGAUACCAGCAAUUCAGCCGAACAAUGAUACAGUCCUGGAUAUUACAAGGUAAAGUAUUGGUAGAUGGCAAAGUAAUCAGUAAAGCUGGAACACCCGUCGCCGAUAAAGCUAAGGUUGAGAUAAUUGCUGAAGUUCCCAAAUAUGUAUGUAGAGCAGGAUUGAAGUUGGAAGCUGCCAUUGAACAGUUGGAUGUUGAUGUUAAUGGUAAAGUUGCUCUUGAUGCUGGGUUAUCCACUGGAGGAUUUACUGACUGUUUGCUUCAGCAUGGGGCUUCAUUUGUCUAUGGAGUUGAUGUUGGUUAUGGGCAGGUUGCUGACAAGAUUCGUCGAGAUGAGCGUGUUUGUGUGAUGGAAAGGACGAACUUAAGAUAUCUUGCUGGACUUCCUCAAAAAGUUGAUAUUGUGACUCUGGACCUUUCUUUCAUCUCUAUUCUCUUGGUUAUGCCUGCUGUGGUCAAUGUGAUGAAAGAAACGUCAACUAUAGUUACUUUGGUGAAACCUCAGUUUGAAUGUCGCAGAUCACAAGUAGGAGGUGGGGGAAUCGUGAGAGAUCCUCAAGUCCACCAGGAGGUUCUUGAGAAGAUCAUAAAGGGUGUAGAGAAUUUCGGAUUCUGCAGCAAAGGUUGGAUUGAAUCACCAUUGAAGGGCGCUGAGGGUAAUACAGAAUUUUUGGUUUGCUUUGACAGGACAACAGUUUCUACUUCGAAUCAAGAAUAACUUCAUCUAGUUUAUUAUCCUUUCUGCAAACCAGCAGUUUCUAGUUUUUAAUCUAUGUACUUCACCUCGUACAAUGAUUGUUCAUCUAGUUUUCAUUUAUUUAAUAUAAAAUGCAGCUAUAUCACAAUCCUAAAGUUAUGUAGCCACCCACACAUUUUACUUAUCAUGAUUGAUUAUUGUAUCAACUGUGGCCAAUUCAACUUAUAUCACUUCGGUGUUCUGAAUUGAAUUUUACUGAUGUAGUAUCCUCAAAGUUGACCCAA
This is a messenger RNA of Cucumis melo (muskmelon), 1161 nucleotides long. RefSeq lists its product as uncharacterized. The transcript has 8 exons. Gene Ontology annotation, molecular function: RNA binding; methyltransferase activity. The record is from RefSeq and is a predicted model, not a curated record. Gene Ontology annotation, biological process: methylation. The coding region runs from base 8 to 898 and encodes 296 amino acids. NCBI's taxonomy places the organism in Eukaryota, Viridiplantae, Streptophyta, Magnoliopsida, Cucurbitales, Cucurbitaceae.